AUGAGCACUCAAAUUAAACAAGUAUUUAACUUGAGAACAUUUUUCUCUCUAAUAAAAAAGAUAGAUAGUAAACAUUUAUACAAAAUAGAGCCCUCCAGUAAAAACAUUUUACACAACAUUUAUUUAAGCUGGUUGCAUUCCAUACAUUCAAAGUCCCAGUCAAAUUUUCCAGUAUAUUUAAACAAAGAAACAUGCCGUGCUGCUGAAAAGAACACCUUAUGCUAUGGGAUUAUUGAGAAAACUUUUGAUUUUUAUCCUGAAAUGAUAGUUUUUCAUGAAGAUGAAUGUAAUAUUAAGAAUGAAUCAGUAUUAAAGCUAAUACUAACUUUACCAAAACAAGACGUAAUGCAGUACUUCUUUCAGUGGCAAAGAUAUAGAAAGUAUUGGUGGAGUUCAACUACCACAACUCCAAGUUUAUUUGCAGUUAAGGAUAUGAAAUAUGGAUCCUCUUCAAUAGACACACAGAUAGUCGCAAAGUUCCAAGAUAAUGAAAUUGUUGUGGAAAAUGUAUCAAUUAGCACAGUUAAAAAUUUUUCAGAACAUACAGCAAGUCUUACGUGCAGCCUGUCUUUAGAAACAGCUCUGUGCACUCUGCUGCUGGAUGGAGUAUUGAACAAAACAACAAAUGGUUAUUUACGCCUGCACAACAAAAUGGCUCCAUAUCAAAUUUCAUUUGCAUUAAAUUGUCAAGAUCCAAAUAAUCAACAAACACUGCAAGAAUUGGCUACCCUCAUUUACAGUAAACUAAAUGCAAGACACAUAUCAACAUGGCUACCUAAUUUCUCACUGCCACUGCAAACUCAGAUAGAAGAAAACCUCGAAAAGGGUGUCACAUAUACUGCGAUUUUAAGUGAUGACUCUCUAAUAAAUGGUAUUUUUCAUUUGCUGAACAGCAGUACAAUGUUGAAGGAACAAGUUCAUUUAGCGGACUUUGAAGACUAUGCAGCCUUAAUAUGUAGUAAAUAGUUGUAUAUAAAUAUUUAACAUCAGUUAGAAGUUAAUUAAAAAAUAUUAAAACUC
Colias croceus (clouded yellow) is the source of this 1020-nucleotide messenger RNA. RefSeq names its product DNA polymerase subunit gamma-2, mitochondrial (gene DNApol-gamma35). The transcript is spliced from 6 exons. Bases 1 to 966 code for a protein of 321 amino acids. NCBI's taxonomy places the organism in Eukaryota, Metazoa, Arthropoda, Insecta, Lepidoptera, Pieridae. The record is from RefSeq and is a predicted model, not a curated record.